AUGCAGUCGUGGUUUGGCAGCGGGCGCGCAUCGACGCCGCCCACUCCAGCGGCGGUCAAGGUGCCGCAGGGGAAGCCACUGCUGCUGAUCGGCUUCAACGAGUCAACACACAAGUGGGAGGUCAACCCCGAGGCGGCCACGGUGCUGCAGCGCGUGCCGGGCCCCCUGUGCACGCUGGCCGUAUGUGGGCGUGCGCGUCAGGGCAAGAGCUUCCUGCUCAACACGCUGCUGGGACGCCUGACGGGGCAGGAGCUGCCCCAGGGCUUCAAGGUGUCGCCAACACAGCACUCGUGCACGCGUGGCCUGUGGAUGUGGAGCGUGCCCAUACCCAUGAAGGACGCGGACGGGCGACCCUGCAACCUGCUGCUGGUUGACUGUGAGGGCGUGGACGCGGUGGACCAGGGCCAGAAGCACAGCGCGCAGGUCUUCAGCCUGGCGGUGCUGCUGUCCAGCAUGUUCGUAUACAACCAGGUCGGGGCCAUAGACGCGGUCGCGCUGGAGCGCCUGGCCAUGGUCUGCGAGCUCGCAAAGCGCAUCAAGGAGCGCAGCGCGACCAGCGGCCGCGGAGGCGGGCAGGCAGACUUCCACCCAGCGUUUGUGUGGCUGCUGCGCGACUUCCAGCUGCAGCUCGCGGCGGCUGGUGUCGUCAGGGGCGGCAAGGGGGGCAUCAGCGCAGGGCAAUACCUGGAGGAGGUGCUGGCGGAUGUGAGGGGCGGCGGCGGCGCUGACGAGGACAACCGCAACCAGAUGCGCGCCACCAUCCGCGCUGUCUUCCCGGACCGUGACGCCCACACCCUGCUGCGGCCCAUGCUGCGGGAGGAGGACCUCAACCGGCUGGACACCGUGGCCUACUCCAAGCUCAGGCCAGAGUUUCAGAAGUUUGCGGGCACCAUGGUGUCGGGCCGCGUCUACUCGCAGCUGGCGGGGGCCUACGUGACGGCGCUCAACGAGGGCGCGGUGCCACAGCUCGUCACGGCAUGGCAGGGCAUCGCGCGCGCUGAGUGCCAAAAGGCGUAUGACGCCGCCCUGGGGGCCUUCUCCACCGGCUUCAGGGAGGAGGGCUGCGGGGACGAGGCGGCGCUGUUUGACAGAUACACGGCGUCCCUGGCCUCUGCCGUGAGGUCGUUCAAGGAGUCGGCCCUGGGGGACCCUGUGCUGGUGGGGGAGUAUGAGGAGCGGCUGAGGAAGGUGGCGGAGGAGCGCUUCACCGCCGCGCGCACCAAGCUCAAGGCCACCAGCGAGCGCGCCGCCGAGGCCAUGCUGGGUGCGGAGCACGUCAAGCUGCGGGCCAUGAUGGAGGCCCCGGGGGCCAGCCUCGACACCAUAGAGGCCGAGCUCAAGAGGGGGCAACGCGGCGACCCCAUCUUUGCAACAGCACCGGCGCUCCCGUGA
Messenger RNA from Monoraphidium neglectum, 1392 nucleotides. RefSeq names its product Interferon-induced guanylate-binding protein 2. Bases 1 to 1392 code for a protein of 463 amino acids. NCBI's taxonomy places the organism in Eukaryota, Viridiplantae, Chlorophyta, Chlorophyceae, Sphaeropleales, Selenastraceae. The transcript has 10 exons. The record is from RefSeq and is a predicted model, not a curated record. Gene Ontology annotation, molecular function: GTPase activity; GTP binding.